AUGGCGACACAACCCACUUCUUCGUCGUCUUCUGGCGGGUCGGCGACGUACGGCUACUAUGAGACGUACCCGGUGGGGAUGGUGCCAGGCCCGACGAGCGUGCCGCAGCACGUGCGCGAUGCAUUUGCGAUCGACUACGCGAGCGCGGAUCUCGAGCUCCCCUUCUUCGAGCUCUACGCGCACGUGCAGACCCGCCUCGCCGAGUUUCUGCGUGUCCCCUCCUCGUCCGCCUCAUCUUCAUCUUUGCCCUACGAGAAUGAUGUCAUCAUCCAAGUGGGCGAGGGCAUGCUGGCCCUCUGGUCCGCCCUCAAGAGCACCAUCAAGGCGGGCGACCGCGUACUCGCCAUCUCCAACGGUGUGUAUGGCUCGGGCUUCGCGGAGAUGGCCAAACAGAUCGGCGCUGACGUGCGCGUAGUGGAGUUCGAGUACGAUCAGCCGCUGCACGACUUUGGCCGCAUCGCCGAAGUGGCUCGAAGCUUCAAGCCGCACCUGAUCACCGCCGUACAGUGCGAAACGCCAUCAGGGAUGAUGAACCGCAUCGCGCCGCUCGGCCGCAUCGCGCGCGACGUCGACGCGCUCCUCUACGUCGACUUUGUCUCGGCCGCGUUCGGCGCCGACGUGCGCGUGGGCGAGUGGGACAUCGACCUGGGCCUCCUCGGCAGCCAGAAGGCCCUCAGCUCCACCCCCUCGCUCAGCAUCGUCACCGUGAGCCCGCGCGCCUGGCGCAAGAUCGAGGCCGUGGCCUACGUCGGCUACGACGCGCUCCUGCCCUGGCGCGGCGCCCUCGCCCGGCGCUUCUUCCCCUACACCUUCGAUUGGCACUCGCUCGCUGCGCUCGGCCGCGCGCUGGACGCCGUUGCCGCCGACGGGGGCCUCGAGUCGCAGCUGGCGCGGCACAGCGCCGUCGCCGCCUACUGUCGGCGGCAAGAAGAUGAUGAUGAUGACGGUGGAGUGGGCUUCGCGUCGACGGUCACGGCGAUCUACGUGCCGCUGGGACGCGGCGGCUUCGAGUCGUGGGCGGCGUUCGACGGCGCCCUGCGCGCGCGGGGUCUGGUGGUGGGCGGCAGCUACGGGCCGCUGCUCGAGGGCAAGGUCUUCCGGCUGGGCCACAUGGGCAGCCAGGCCGACAUGGCCCUCGUCACCCGCGCCCUCGACCUCCUCCAGUCCGUCAUCUCCACCUCCACACCUUCAUCUUCAUCUUCUUGA
Molecule: messenger RNA, 1206 nt
Organism: Acanthamoeba castellanii str. Neff
Lineage: Eukaryota; Discosea; Longamoebia; Acanthamoebidae
Product: aminotransferase, class V superfamily protein
Exons: 5
Coding region: 1-1206 (401 amino acids)
Cellular component (GO): peroxisome
Molecular function (GO): L-serine:pyruvate transaminase activity; L-alanine:glyoxylate transaminase activity
Source: RefSeq, a predicted model, not a curated record